CCCUGAAGGAAUCUUUGUUAGAUAGUCCUUCUCUAUGUUAGCAUUGCCUUUCUAGCUGGGCAGCUGGGGUGCAUAGGCCUGGUUUUCAGACAAGGGGACUUGAAGUUUCAGACGUGACAUAUUCCAAAAUGCUGUGUUAACAAGUAAGGCCUCCUAUAGAUCUACUUCAAGUUUGGCCAGGUUUCCUUUACCACCUUGUUUUUCAGAUAGGACUGAGGCUUUCAGUACAUACUGGCAACCUUGGAAGGCAGGAAUGUGAAACUUUUCCCUACUACUUAGCAUCAGAAUUGAAUGGGAGACCGCAUUCUGCCAUUUCUGGCGGCAGUGUGGCUCUGCCAGCUGGCCUUCUGCACGGAUCCCCUGACAACAGUGAGAGAGCAAUGCGAGCAGUUGGAGAAAUGUGUAAAGGCCCGAGAGCGGCUAGAGCUCUGUGAUGAGCGUGUAUCCUCUCGAUCACAAACAGAAGAGGAUUGCACGGAGGAGCUCUUUGACUUCUUGCAUGCAAGGGACCAUUGCGUGGCCCACAAACUCUUUAACAACUUGAAAUGAAUGUGUGGACUUAAUUCACCCCAGCCUUCCUCAUCUGGGCAUCAGAAUAUUUCCUUAUGGUUUUGGAUGUACCAUUUGUUUCUUAUUUGUGUAACUGUAAAUUCACAUGAACCUCAUGGGUUUUGGCUUAGGCUGGUAGCUUCUAUGUAAUUCGCAGUGAUUCCAUCUAAAUAAAAGUUCUAUGAUCUGCAAA
This is a messenger RNA of Symphalangus syndactylus (siamang), 742 nucleotides long. It is a transcript of the gene UQCRH, whose product is annotated as ubiquinol-cytochrome c reductase hinge protein. The record is from RefSeq and is a predicted model, not a curated record. Gene Ontology annotation, cellular component: respiratory chain complex III. Lineage: Eukaryota; Metazoa; Chordata; Mammalia; Primates; Hylobatidae. Gene Ontology annotation, biological process: mitochondrial electron transport, ubiquinol to cytochrome c.